AUGGUAAAGUUGUUAUUAGAAAGUGGAACAGACUGUAAUACAUGGAACGGUCUGUCAGCCUUAAGGGUGGCUUGUGAAUAUGGUCAUACAGAAAUAGUAAAGAUGUUGUUAGAAAGAGGUGCAGACUGUAAUAAAUGCAGGGGUAAGUCACCUUUAAUGGUGGCUUGUGAGCACGGUCAUACAGAAAUAGUAAAUAUUUUGUUAGAAGGAGGAGCAGAUAGUAAUGAACAAAAUAAAGAAAAAUCGAGGGGUCAGUCACCUAUAAUGAUGGCUUGUGAACAAGGUUAUACAAUAAUAGUAAAGCUGUUCUUAGACAGAGGGGCUAACUUUGAUAAAUGUGACAGAAAGGGACAGUCACCUUUAUUUGUGGCUUGUAAACAUGGUCAUACAGAAAUAGUAAAGAUGUUAUUAGAAAGAGGUGCAGACUGUAAUAAAUGUGACAAAAAUGACAAAUCACCUGUAUUAGAGGCUUGUAAACAUGGUCGUACUGAAAUAGUAAAUAUGUUGUUAGACAGAGGAGUACACUGUAAUAAAUGUGACAGAUUGCGAGAGUCACCUAUAAUGAAGGCUUGCGAACAUGGUCAUACAGAAGUAGUAAAACUGUUGUUAGACUGUGGAGCAGACUGCAAUACAUUUGACAUGUGGGGAAAGUCACCUUUAAUGGUGGCUUGUAAAAAAGGUCAUACAGAAAUAGUACAUACGUUGUUAGAAAGAGGAGCAGACUGUAAUAAUUAUAAAAGGAGGAGUCGCUCAUCUUUAUUAGCGGCUUAUCAACAAGGUCAUACAGAAAUUGUUAAUUUGUUGUUAGAAAGAAGAGCAGAUUGUAAUAAAUGUGAUGAUUAUAACAAAUCACCUGUAGUGAAGGGAUGCAAAGAUGGUAGUACAGAAACAGUAAAUACGUUGUUAGAAAGACAAGCAGUCUGUAAUAAAUUUGUUGAGGAUGACAAGUCACCUCUACUGAAGGCUUGUAAAGAUGGUAAUACAGAUAUAGUAAAGAUGUUGUUAAACAGAGGAUCAGACUUUAAUAAAUGUGAUGAAGAUGACAAUUCAGCUUUAAUGAAGGCUUGUCAAUAUGACAGAGGAGCAGACUGUUCUAAAUUUGAUGAAAUUGGCAAUUCAGCUUUAAUGAAAGCCUGUGAAUAUGGUCAUACAGAAAUAGUGAAGAUGUUUUUAGACAGAGGAGAAGAUUGUAAUCACAAGGGAAUCUGGGGAGACUCAUCUUUAACGAGGGCUUCUCAACAUGGGCAUACAGAAAUAGUAAAGUUGUUGUUAGACAGAGGAGCAGAAUGUUAUCAAUAUAGACCCUGGGAAGAAUCAUCAUUAAUGCUGGCUUCUAAUUACGGUCAUACAGAAAUAGUAAAGGUAUUGUUAGACAGUGGAGCAAACUGUAAUUACAUUGGGUGGUUUGAUCAGACAGCUUUAACGCUGGCUUGUAGUCAUGGGAAUGUACCAAUUAUAAAGCUGCUGUUAGAUAAUGGAGCAGACUCUCAUGUAUGUAACACUUGGGGAGAUGUACCUUUAACGAUGCUUUGUAAACAAGGUCAUACAGAAUUAGUAAAACUGGUGUUAGAUGGAGGGAAAGGCUGUAAUAUAUGUGACAAUUUGGGACAGACACCUUUAUUGGUAGCUUGUGAACAAGGUCAUGCAUUAUUAGUAAAGAUGUUGUUAGACAGAUUAGCAGAUUAUGAUAAAUGUGACAAAUGGGGACAGUCACCAGUAAUGAUGGCUUGUAAACAAGGUCAUACAGAAAUAUUACGGAUGUUGUUAGACAGAGGAGCAGACUUAAAUAUAUGUGAUGAAGAUGACAAGUCUCCUUUAAUGAAGGCUUGUGAACGUGGUUAUACAGAUAUAGUCAAGAUGUUGGUAGACAGAGGAGAAGACAUAAAUAAAUGUGACGGAUGGGGACAGUCACCUUUAACGGUGGCUUGUGAACAUGGCCAUACAGUAUUAUUAAAGAUGCUGUUAGAAAGAGACGCAGAUUAUAAUAAAUGUAACAGAAGGGGUCAGUCUCCUUUAAUGAAGGCUUGUGAACAUGGUCAUACAGAAAUAGUUAACAUGUUCUUAGAUAGAGGAGACAACUGUGAUAAAUGUGACAGCUGGGGACAGUCAAUUGUAAUGAAGGCAUGUGAACAUGGCCGAACAGUAUUAUUAAAGAUGUUGUUAGACAGAGAAGCAGAUUAUAAUAAAUGUGACAGCAGGGGUCGGUCACCUUUAAUGAAGGCUUGUGAGCAUGGUCAUACAGAAAUAGUAAACAUGUUGUUAGAAAGGGGAGCAGACUGUAAUAGCUGUGAUGAAGAUUACAAGACAGCUGUAAUGAAGGCUUGUGAACAUGGUCAUACAGAUGUAGUAAAGAUUUUGUUAGACAGAGGAGUAGACUGUAAUAAAUGUGGAAACUGGGAGCAUUCACCUUUAGUGACGGCUUGUAAACAUGGUUAUACAGAAGUAGUAAAGCUGUUGUUAGACAGAGGAGCAGAUUGUAAUAUAUGUAAUAAAUGGGGACAAUCACCUGUAAUGAAGGCUUGUAAACAAGGUCAUACACGAAUAGUAGAGAUGUUAUUAGACAGAGGAGCAGACUGUAAUAUAUGUGAUAACUGGGAUCAGUCACCUGUAAAGGAGGCUAUUGACAAUGAUCGUAUAGUUAUAGUAACAAUGCUAUUAAACAGAGGAGCAGACUAUGAUCAAUAUAAUGUUAAUGUUUGUUCACCUUCAGAGAUGGACAACUGA
This is a messenger RNA of Mytilus californianus (California mussel), 2724 nucleotides long. Its product is annotated as ankyrin repeat domain-containing protein 17-like. NCBI's taxonomy places the organism in Eukaryota, Metazoa, Mollusca, Bivalvia, Mytilida, Mytilidae. Gene Ontology annotation, molecular function: protein binding. The record is from RefSeq and is a predicted model, not a curated record. The transcript has 2 exons. Bases 1 to 2724 code for a protein of 907 amino acids.